GCAGUCAUACCAGUCAACAUGAUCGAGUCCAUGGAUACGGAAAGGAAGUAAAGGGAGCGAAUAUAGAACUAACAGAGCUACAUACUUUUCAUUAUAUUCAAGUCUCUCUUAAAUAUUUUACUGCAGUUUUAUAGGAUACAUAUAGUCACAGUCCUGGAAUAUUUUGCCUAAGUGCCGUGUAAACCAUACCUGGAUACGCAAAACGCACGGCUCCAAAGUAUUUUCUAAUGGCAGAAGACACCUGCCAUGAAUGGGAACAGGUCAAGUGGCUAACUUGCUAGCGCGAAGGUCCCUAGCAAGUUGAUUCAAACUAGUACCAAACAUAGGGGUUCUGCGUGCCUGACGGUAAUUGGAAAAUGACGUUUGGACAAGGAAUAUUGACCGAACCAAACUUUGAGGAAAUAUAUGUGUUUUUGUAAUUGGUGUGGCUAUUUACACUAGCCUAUAUAUUGUUGGGGUUUCGUUAAGACUUCGCAUUGGGGACUAUGUCAGUCAACGAGCUUUACACUAAGUACACACGGGUGUGGAUCCCCGACCCGGAAGAUGUGUGGAAGUCAGCGGAGAUCGUCCGCGACUACAAGGAGGGUGAGCCCGUCCUGCACCUGAAAUUGGAGGAUGAGUCGCCUUUGCAGUAUGCCAUUAAGCCCAAAGACAACCAGCUUCCAUUUCUGCGGAACCCUGAUAUUUUGGUGGGUGAAAAUGACCUCACUGCCCUCAGCUACCUUCACGAGCCUGCUGUGCUCCACAACCUCAAGGUCCGCUUCCUGGAGUCCAACCACAUUUAUACGUACUGCGGAAUUGUCCUGGUGGCCAUCAACCCGUACGAGCAGCUGCAUAUCUAUGGAGAAGAGGUUAUCAAUGCGUACAGCGGGCAGAACAUGGGAGACAUGGACCCCCAUAUAUUUGCAGUGGCUGAGGAAGCUUAUAAGCAAAUGGCUAGGGAUGAGAGGAACCAGUCCAUCAUCGUCAGCGGGGAGUCUGGGGCAGGGAAGACCGUCUCCGCCAAGUACGGCAUGCGCUACUUCGCCACGGUUGGAGGCUCGGCCAACGACAGCAACGUGGAGGAGAAAGUGCUGGCGUCGAGCCCCAUCAUGGAGGCCAUAGGGAAUGCCAAAACCACUCGCAAUGACAACAGCAGCCGAUUCGGCAAGUACAUCCAGAUUGGCUUUAACCGGCGCUACCACAUCAUUGGUGCCAACAUGCGCACCUAUCUGCUGGAGAAGUCACGAGUCGUAUUUCAGGCCGAGGAUGAAAGGAACUACCACAUCUUCUACCAGCUCUGUGCCUCUGCCCCCCGGUCAGAGUUCAAAGACCUGGCUUUGACCAGUGCAGAAGACUUCACCUACACCUCCAUGGGAGAGAACAUCUUCAUUGAGGGUGUCAACGACGCUCAGGACUUUGACAAGACAAGAGAGGCAUUCUCAUUACUAGGUUUCAAGGACACUUACCAAACUGGCAUCUUCAAGAUAAUUGCCGCCAUUCUGCAUCUGGGCAAUGUGGAGAUCUGUUCUGAGCGAGACGGAGAGUCAUGCCAUAUCAAUUUGAACGACCCUCACCUGGAACAUUUCUGCCGCCUGCUGGGGGUGGAGCAGAAGCAGAUGGAGCACUGGCUGUGCCGCAGGAAGCUGGUGACCACGUCCGAGACCUACGUGAAGCCCAUGUCCCUGAAGCAGGCCAGCAAUGCCCGCGACGCACUGGCCAAGCACAUCUACGCGCACCUCUUUGACUGGAUCGUUGAGAACAUCAACCGGUCGCUGCACACCGCUGACAAACAGCACUCAUUCAUCGGUGUGCUUGACAUCUACGGAUUUGAAACGUUCGAGAUCAACAGUUUUGAGCAGUUCUGCAUCAACUAUGCCAAUGAGAAGCUUCAGCAGCAGUUCAACUCGCAUGUAUUUAAAUUGGAGCAAGAGGAGUACAUGAAGGAACAGAUCCCCUGGACUCUCAUUGACUUCUAUGACAACCAGCCGUGUAUUGAUCUCAUAGAGGCCAAGCUGGGGAUCCUGGAUCUCCUCGAUGAGGAGUGCAAGGUGCCAAAAGGAACAGACCAAAACUGGGCCCAGAAGCUGUACGACCGCCAUUCCAGCAGUGAGCACUUCCAAAAGCCCAGGAUGUCCAACUGCUCCUUCAUUAUAAUCCAUUUUGCUGAUAAGGUUGAGUAUCAGUGUGACGGGUUCCUGGAGAAGAACAGAGACACUGUCUAUGAAGAGCAGAUCAACAUUCUCAAAGCCAGCAAGUUCCAGCUAGUGGCAGAUCUUUUCCAGGAUGGCAAAGAGUCUUCUUCCUCCUCCUCCUCCUCCUCCUCCUCCUCCAGCAAGUCCUCCAGGAUCAAUGUGCGUCCUGCCAAAACCAUUCCCAAAGCCCCCAACAGAGAGCACAGGAAAACAGUGGGCCACCAGUUUCGCAGUUCCCUGCAUCUUCUGAUGGACACACUGAAUGCCACCACCCCUCACUAUGUGAGAUGCAUCAAACCCAAUGACUUCAAAGAAGCCUUUUCGUUUGACUCUAGGAGGGCCGUCCAACAACUGCGAGCAUGCGGUGUCCUGGAGACAAUCCGUAUCAGUGCUGCUGGAUACCCAUCAAGAUGGACGUAUUCAGACUUCUUCAGCCGAUACCGGGUCCUCAUGAAGAAGAGCGACAUGGCCAUAGGGGACAAGAAGCAGGUCUGCAAGAAUCUGUUGGAGACUCUGAUCAAGGACACAGAUAAGUUUCAGUUUGGAAAGACAAAGAUCUUCUUCAGGGCCGGGCAAGUGGCCUACCUGGAGAAGCUCCGUGCUGACAAGUUCCGCAACGCCUGCAUCAAAAUCCAGAAGACGGUGCGAGGAUGGCUACAGAGGAUCCGCUACAGGAAAAUCCGCAAGUCCGUCAUCACCCUGCAGAGAUACGGACGGGGUUACCUGGCACGCAGGUAUUUGGAGCAGCUGCGUCUGACCAGGGCUGCUCUGAUCUGCCAGAAACAGUACCGCAUGGUGCGUGUGCGCCGCGACUUUCUGAGGACGCGGAAGGCUGUGGUCACCAUCCAGGCCUAUUACCGGGGCAUGUUCAUCCGCCGGCUCUACCACGAGUUCAUGUUGCACCACAAAGCCACCAUCAUCCAGAAGCAUGUGCUCGGCUGGCUGCAGAGGAGGAAGUAUCGGCGGGCUCGCGACGCCGCCAUCAUCAUCCAGUGCGCCUUCCGCCGGAUGCGUGCCAAACGACAGUUCAAGCAGCUCAAGAUCGAGGCGCGCUCCGCCGACCACUUCAAGAAGCUCAACAUGGGCAUGGAGAACAAGAUUGUCCAGCUGCAGAGGAAGGUGGACGACCAGAGCAAAGAGUACAAGACCCAGGCAGAGCAGUUGACCAUCACCAACAACUCCCUGAAUACCGAGGUCACCAAGCUGAACAAGGAGCUGGAGACCCUGCGCAGUCGCCAGGGCGACGGCACGCAGAUCAACACCCUCCAGGAUGAGCUGGAAAGGCUGAGGGUGGAGCUGGAGGAAGCCCACGCACACAGGAAGCAUCUGGAGGAGGAGCACAGCAAUGAGAAAUUUGGACUGGAACAGAGAGUGGAGGAGCUGGAGAAGGAGAAUGUGCUGCUGAAGGAGGAGAAAGAAGAGAUGAACCAGAUGAUCCUGAACCAGGCCAAGAGCUCAGACCAGCAGCUGAGUGUGUCCCAGAAGGAGAGCAGUCUUCAGGCAGACCUGAACGAGGAGCGCCAGCGCUACCAGAACCUGGUGAAGGAGUACUCACGCCUGGAGCUGAGAUAUGACAACCUGCAGGAGGAGAUGUCUCUGGCCAAGUUCCAGCCAGGCCACCGGAGGAACCCGUCCAACCAGAGCAGCGUGGGCUCAGACUCGCCCUACCCCUCCUUCACCCCGUCUGACGUGGGCGACACAGACGACGCGCUGCAGCUGGUGGAUGACAUAGGCGUGGAGAAGGCAGCCAUGGACAUCAGCCUGUUCAUGAAACUCCAGAAGCGUGUCAGGGAGCUGGAGCUAGAGAGGAAGAGACUCCAGAGCAGCCUGGAGAAGAUGGAGGAGCUGUCCAGACGCAAGGGCAAAGGCUCCACCUCCGAGGACGACUCCAAUGCCGACUACAACAUUCUCAAGCGGCAGGAGCUGGAGUCGGAGAACAAGAAGCUGAAGAAUGACCUGAAUGAGCUGCGCAAGGCGGUGGCGGACCGCGCGUCGGGGAGCAACGACUCCAACGAGCUGCAGGAGGGCUACAACCUGCUGCUGAGCCAGCUUAGGGCCGCCAACGAGGAGCUGGAGGUGCGCAAGGAGGAGGUGCUCAUCCUGCGCACACAGAUCGUCACCAGCUCCAAGCAGGCUGACACAAGCAACCACAUCGAGAAAUCCAAUGACGAGUCCGAAUGGAGCAACAACAAGAAGCCUGUGGACAAGGAGGAGGCCCUGCAGGCCUACAACGGCCUGUGCGAGGCCAAGAGGCUGCUGGAGGCCCAGCUCCAGUCCCAGUCUCGUCAGCACAAGGAUGAGCUGGUGGCGCUGCACACCCAGAUCGAGGUGCUGCGCGAGGACCUGGAGAAGAAACAGGAGGCGCUGAACCAGAUCAUGGCGCUGUCGCCCGAGGACAAGGUGGAGUACAGCGUCCAGCAGGAAAUCACACGCCUCACCAACGAGAACCUGGACCUCAAGGAGCUGAUGGAGAAGCUGGAGAAGAACGAACGCAAGCUCAAGAAGCAGCUGAAGAUCUACAUGAAGAAAGUGCAAGAGCUGGAGGUGAGCCAGACCACUCAGCAGGCCUCCAAAGCCCGUCCAGAGCUGACCCGGCAGGUGACCGUGCAGAGGAAGGAGAAGGACUUCGAGGGCAUGCUGGAGUACUACAAGGAGGACGAGGCCAUUCUGAUCCGCACCCUCAUCACAGACAUGACACCCAGCACUGUGUCGGGCACGGUGCCCUGCCUGCCGGCAUACAUCCUCUUCAUGUGCAUCCGCCACGCCGACUACAUGAACGACGACCAGAAAGUCCACUCGCUGCUCACCUCCACCAUCAACGCCAUCAAGAAGGUCCUCAAGAGAAACAACGAUGACUUUGAGAUGACCUCAUUCUGGCUGGCGAACACUAGCCGCCUGCUGCACUGUCUGAAGCAGUAUAGCGGAGAUGAGGCGUUCAUGACCCAGAACUCAGGCAAGCAGAACGAGCACUGCCUGAAGAACUUUGACCUGGCUGAGUACCGGCAGGUGCUAAGUGACCUCUCUAUCCAGAUCUACCAGCAGCUCAUCAAGGUGGCAGAGGGUGUCAUGCAGCCCAUGAUUGUGUCGGCCAUGUUGGAGAGCGAAAGCAUCCCUAGUCUGUCCGGUGUGAAGCCCAUGGGCUACCGUAACCGUUCGUCCAGCAUGGACAUGGAGCGGGACGGCCCGGGCGGCUACACGUUGGAGGCGCUGAUCCGACAGCUGGGCCAGUUCCACGGCACCAUGGGUGAGCACGGCCUGGACCCAGAGAUCGGUCAGCAGGUCAUCCGCCAGCUCUGCUACAGCAUCAACGCCGUCACGCUCAACAACCUGCUGCUGCGCAAGGACGUCUGCUCCUGGAGCACUGGCAUGCAGCUCAGGUACAACAUCAGUCAGAUGGAGGAGUGGCUACGGGGCAGGAACCUGCAGCAGAGCGGUGCAGCUGCCACCCUGGAGCCCCUCAUCCAGGCCGCCCAGCUGCUGCAGGUCAAGAAGAAGACGUCGCAGGACGCUGAGGCCAUCUGCACGCUCUGCUCCGCACUCUCUGUCCAACAGAUUGUGAAAAUUCUCAAUCUAUACACCCCACUCAAUGAGUUUGAGGAGAGAGUCACUGUCUCUUUCAUCCGGGAUAUUCAGAACCGGCUGCAGGACCGUGUGGAAUUUCAGCAGCAGCUGCUGGCGGACACCAAGUACGCGUUCCCCGUGCUCUUCCCAUACACACCAUCAGCCCUGAGCCUGGAGAGCCUGCACAUCCCCGCCUCACUCAGCCUGGACUUCCUCAUCCGAGUCUGAUCAGCCUGCACAUCCCCACCUCACUCAGCCUGGACUUCCUCAUCCGAGUCUGAUCAACCUCACCCAGCCACCCGCCCACCCUACCUUUCCCAUUAUGAUCCUGCAGGGUCCUAGAGAGAGCAGCUAUCCCUCCUCCCACCGGCCCCCUGUGUUCUAUAAGUCUGACUCUUAUACUAUGAGCGGAGGUGAGCUCUCUCGGUCUCAUGUCUGCUGGGUGGUUUGUUUCUACAUGCUAGGAAAGCAGGGUUGGUCAAGGGUUGGGGAAAGGGGGGGUGGGAUCACUGGAAGGGCCCAAUGCUUGCAGUUCCCUGCAGAUGCCUGCAGAUGCUAGCAGUUGCCUUGCAGUUUUCCAUGACUCUUUGGAACUCCGAUUGAUUGGAUGGGCCUGUAAGUAUGAUAUGAUCUAUAUAUUAGUAUGGGCGGAGCUUAAUGCAACAGGAUCAGCUAAAGUAGUGAGUCCUGAAUUCAAGACACUUUCAUUAUACAGAACAAUAAAGCCAGUGGUGCAGGGAACUUUUGUCACACAGUCUCACCCCUGAAUCCCCGAAGUCAGUGGUUUCGUGGGGGUUAUUUGUCUCGGUGGAGGAUGUGAUGUCGUCUGACGCCUGUCAGCCUUCUGAGAUGUGCGGCUCGAGCAGGAGAGCCCCCACGGGCUGCGCCAGUGGUGAAGAUGCUGCUGCGGCGACUCGUGGCCUCUCACGAUCCCACUCGACGGCAGGAAAUUCACAGCGCGGAGAGCGGCUCAAAGCAGCGGAAAAGCCUGCAUUGCAGUGGCUCUGUCUGGGGCCGGCGGCUCAUUAAUGUUCAAGAGAGACUCCGUCUCGUCUCUUCUCUUUUUUUCUUCUUCUUUCACUCUUCUAUUUUCUUUGAGGAUUUUUUUUUUUCCAUCCUUCGACACGAUCUCUCUGUCUUUUGUGCGCUCUGUAAAAAGCAGUCACACUUUGUAUUGUGUUUGCAUCACUCCUUUUUCAGUGUGUUUUGGGCUGCUUUUUUAUUAUUGCCUCCCCUGCAGCUAAGGUUUCUGUGUGUAUGCACCAUAAAGAGUGUUACAGCUCGCUCAGUGAGCUACAUAUAUACUUGCAGGAAAGAGCGAGAGAUAGAGGGGGCGUGAGAGAACGACAAGCAGCAAGUAGAGCACAGACACUUUCAGAGGGAGGGUGGAUGGCAUGCACUAAGAGAUGUGUAGUAGAGCAUGAGAAACCAUGCCUGUCCUGACAAGAAACUGAUGUUACACAUCGAAGGCAACGAGCAGGUGAUGGGAAGGGUUUAUCAGUAAGUGAGAAGCAAGUCAGCAGGAAGCCAGAGAAUUGGUGGUUUAGUCAGCUCCAGCGCUACGGUGACCAAGGCCUUUCACUCUUUAGUCAGCUCCAGCGCUACGGUAACCAAGGCCUUUCACUCUUUAGAGUGGGAGGGAGAGGACGGUAGGCGAGCAUUAUUGUGCCACACCACUAAAAGCGCUUUCAUUUUGUGUCACUUAGCGACCAAGCAGCAACAAUUAACACUUAUUUUAUUGGGAUUUGGACAAAGCCGCUCCAUUUGGGUUCUGCUACAGCUGCGUGUGCGAGUACCAGACAAAGCCUCCAAGAUGUAGCUGGACAGACUCGAGUGGGUGGACAGGGUGGGGUUUUUUUUUAGGAGGGUGGAGGGAGACCAGGGUCACAGGCACGCACACAGCCAGUGUUGCAUAGUAGUUCUGCAGUAUGCGCAUGCUUCUUGUGUGUAGACUGUGUUUUUUCUCUUCUGAGGAUUCUAACGAUCCCCCCCCCCCCCCAUAAUCACUGACAGUGUUUCAUGGGAGUGGAAGCCCACGGCUGAUCACUUUGGAGAGAUCUCUUCAGGACACUGUGUCUCCUUCUUACUAAUGCUUGUGUCUCAUUGCCCCAAAAAGCCUCCUGCUCUCCAAUACUCUCUCUCAUCCCCAAUGGCAAUAAAGAGCUGGGACCAUACCUUCCUGUGCUGGGCUGUUAUUGAACUUGGGUUUGAGUACAUACACACUUACGCCUCUGUGGUUUAAUUUUUUUUUUAUUAUCAAGGUAAUCUUUUUUAUUUGGUAAAGGUGGUUUUCUUUAUGCCACUCAUUUUGUGUACUUUCUCUGUUUUUUGUAUUUAUUUGAUACAGCAGGUCUUGACACCUGGCUUUCUUGGCAGUUUAAGAGGGUGCAAUAUUUGGUUUUCAACUUUUAGUAAUAAACAGGAAACACAUGAAAACACAUCAUUAAUAUUUUGUAUUUUGUACAUAUUGAUAUGCCCUCUUCUGUUAGAUUCUUGGUACUGCACACCUUGGAAAAAAAGACUCAUUGGCUGCAGAUGCCACAUCCACCAAAAUCACAUUGCCUUCAAAACACUACAUUCACAAAGUUAAUUCCUCUUAAUCAUACUACUGAAAUCUCUGUUGUUUGUUUCGGGUGCCAUCAUAUGUCAUGAUUGUGUCUUUUUUCCAUUGUCUAUAUUCCAAUUUCAAUACAAAGGUUUGUUAUUGAAGAAAAUAGAAAGGCAAGGAUGGGAAUAUUGCCCUGUUUAUGGAAAAAGCUGUCGCUAGCUUUGGAAAGUUUGGUUGCAAGUGGAGUUGCAUCUCCACUGUGUCAUCCUCCAGUUAAGCAGAAAUGGUUAAUUUAUGGAGAUGUUUUUACAUAUAAAUCUAUCUGAUUAAAUAACUUUAUUUUAGGAAAGAGUUGCUAAACUUCAGCCAUAUUUUAAUUAUUUGUGUGGAUUAGACCUGGAAACACUAACAGCACUGUUUAUUCAAGGUUUUGUAAGGAGUAGAGUUCCCUGAUUUGUUUCCAUUCUCUCAUUGUCAAGUGCAAAUUAACUAUAAUGAAGUACAUGUACAAUCUGAACAAAAGUACAAUGACUAUUCAGAAAAAUACAAUAAAAAAGCUUUGAGCAA
Alosa sapidissima (American shad) is the source of this 8850-nucleotide messenger RNA. It is a transcript of the gene myo5b, whose product is annotated as myosin VB. NCBI's taxonomy places the organism in Eukaryota, Metazoa, Chordata, Actinopteri, Clupeiformes, Clupeidae. The record is from RefSeq and is a predicted model, not a curated record. Gene Ontology annotation, cellular component: cytoplasm; actin cytoskeleton; myosin complex. Gene Ontology annotation, biological process: vesicle transport along actin filament; actin filament organization. Bases 486 to 5963 code for a protein of 1825 amino acids. Gene Ontology annotation, molecular function: microfilament motor activity; ATP binding; actin filament binding. The transcript is spliced from 39 exons.